CCAGAGCCCUUGUCGUCGCCAGAGCUAAAAUUGAAAACGAUAGUCGUAAUCGUCUUAUAUGAGAUUAUCGUAGACCAAUGCAAACACGUAUGGCUCAAGAAUUACAUGAAAAAGCGAGCGUUCCCCUCGGAUCUGUCCGAGUACCAAAUCAACAUCGUUUCCAAAGUCAAAGAGCAUCAAAACGCCCUCAUUUACCGCAUUUACAUCGGUCCCGAUCAAGAGAAAGGAAUUACCUUACGAGUAUGCCCGGUUUUUUGGCUCGGAGUAAGUACUGUCACACCUGUAAGAAAGCCUACAGUAAUGAGACAGAUCAUCUGUGUCCUGGUAUGUGUAAAUGCUGUCGUUUUAUGGAAUGUCUUAUCGUGUCCUGGAUUCAUUGUGACAAAUGUAAUCGGUAUUUCAAGAGUCAAGAAUAACAGGGUGACCGUAACAAUACCAAAACAUUUGGUUUGACCGAGUUAGCCCAAGGUUAUUUUCCCCACCAUUUUGACAAGAAACAGAACGAACAGUAUGUCCGCGAACUUCCAGAUCCGACGGUCGGAAGAAAUUCCUCGAAUGGUAUCAACCUCUCAAACAAGAGAACUAUAUAUAUAUAUGUUUUCAAUGUCCAGCAAGAAAUCCUAAGUUACUGCCGUUCCGAUGUUGAUAUUCUCCGUCGCUGUUGUCUCGAGUUUCGCGAACUGUUUCGUCACGUCACCGAUAUAGAUCCUUUUGAGAAAUCACCAUUGCGUCAGCGUGUAAUCUCGUAUUUAGAUCGAAUUUCCUUCAAGAAGACACCAUUGCCAUCAUUCCUCCACACGGUUACUGCCCGGAAAACAAGCAAUCCAAUUUGGCCCUGAAAUGAUUAACCUAUACUACUGAAAAGAAUGGCAUUUACAUUCAGCAUGCUCGCAAUGCUGGUGAAAAUCGUGUUGGCCGCUAUUUGCUGGACGGACAUCACGAUGAGACCAAUACUGCUUACGAAGUCCAUGGAUGUUUCUGGCACGGUGAGUAUUUCCUCAAAUAACGCCUCUCAAAUAAACAUCACAGAUAAAAUAUUUUUAUUUUUACAGAUUGUUUGAACUGUUACGCCCGUGAUACCGUGAAUCCCGUCACGGUAAAACAAUGGAUGAGCUACACAUGAUGACCGUAGAAAAGGCACGGUGUUUGAAAGAUCGAGGAUUCGACGUGGUCGAAGUGUGGGAAUGUGAAAUCAAACGAGAAUUGGAACGCGAUGAAAAGAGAAGAAAUGAAACGGUACAACAUCAACUUGACGGAUCGUCUGGAACCUCGUGAUGCCUUCUUUGGUAGUCGGACCAACGCUGCAAAACUUUUCCACGAAUGUGAAGAGGAUGAGAAGAUAAGGUGA
Paramuricea clavata is the source of this 1348-nucleotide messenger RNA. NCBI's taxonomy places the organism in Eukaryota, Metazoa, Cnidaria, Anthozoa, Malacalcyonacea, Plexauridae. The record is from the annotation of a GenBank genome assembly.